UCGACAACAAAAGCGCAAUGAUGCAGACAAAACAGAGAUGCUGCUGGCGUGUUGUUUGUGAGAUGUCUGCGAUUUGACAGUGCCUAAUUUGGUGGUGUGAGAAUAGAAGUGAAAUGUAAAACUUUCACCUUGACGAACGGUUCUAUCGCUGGGCAUUUACGGGAGAGAGGGUCACCCGCGGGAAAAUAAUCUGAGCAAGAUGGCGUCGAGAAACAUUAGAGGUGCAUCACCGACACCGACGGUGUUAAAACACGAUCUAGAUGCCUCACCGUUUGAUCCUACGGACAAAAUACAGUCCAAUACGUUAAAGCGCCACCCGAAAAUGGAUUUGAGCAAGAGUGAUCUGUUAAAGUUGCUGAGUUACCUCGAAGGAGAACUCCAAGCUAGAGAUGUUGUCAUAGCAACAUUGAAGGCUGAAAAGGCCAAACAGUUACUCUACCAGGCAAAAUAUGGAAGAUUUGGCUUAGGAGAUCCUUUCAUGGCUUUGCAAAGGGACUCGGACAACAUGAAAGACAGCAGUUUUGAUGAAACUGCCAUUAAACUGAUGUACGACAACCAACUGGCUCAACUAGAGAACCUCAUAGCAACACAACGAAAAGCUCAGGUUAAAAUGAGGGAGCAGUUAAAUGCUGCUGAAAAACGAUUUCACAAGGCUACAGCUGAAUUGGAGGAUGAAAAACGCAAACAUGCUCAGGAUACUGCUCAAGGCGAUGAUGUCACCUACAUGCUUGAAAAAGAGAGAGAGCGCUUAAAACAAGAGGUUGAUUUUGAAAAAAAUCAGAACAAGCGUCUCGAGAAAGAUUUGAAGAAAUCUCUUGCCAGUUUAGAAGAGGAGAGAGCAAAUUCAGGCAAACAUAAGCAAGUUGCUCUCAUGUUGAUUAAAGAGAGAAAGAAGUUGGAAGACAUCUUGUUAUUAGAGAAACACAAGCGCAGCACUGCUGAAAGUCUGCUAAACUCAGACAAGACCAAAAUUAGAGACAUUGUUGACGGGCUUGAAGAGGAAAACAAAAGAUCCCUAAAAAUGGAAGCUGUCAUGGAGAAAAAGUUAAGUGAAUUUGAUGUGGAGAGAGAACAGCUUCGAAAUAAAUUUUCACGUGAAGAAAGCCGCUCAUGUGAACUUCAGGCUAGUGUUGAAUCGUUGACCCAACAGUUGGAGGCUAUGCAGCUCCAGUUGUCUCAGGAGCGAGCAGCAUCAUGUGCCAAACCACAAAGCAUAGAAAUAAGAAGCAGUGUGUCACCAAGCAAAACCAAAGAAGGUAGCCGAGAGGGGUCACAUGCUUCAUCUCAAAUGGCAGUUCCUGGCCUUUAUGCAACCCCUCAAUUACGAAAGCCUGUGACACCUGCAAAACCUACAGACAAACCUCUUGCCAGUAACUCACUUGUGGUAGGCCAAGGAGAUUUAGGACCAGCCAAUACUGACACGACAAGCCCUAGAGGUGCUAUAAAUUCAGGAACUACUGGCUCAGCUAUGUUCACGAUGCCUUCUGGAGGAAAAGUCUCAGUUCAUGUUGGGGGCAGUGGUGUAGGUAACUCCCCCCGCAAACCUGUGGCAGCUGGCCGAGGCACCCCUCCUCCAAUUCCCCCAAACAAGCCGGUGUUAACCUCCCCUUUACCUGGGGGAAUCAGUGUGGCAAGGGAAGGGGUCACCAGAGCUGUCAGCCCCAAACCAGUUCCUCCUCCAAAGGUGGGGAUAGCACUGAGCAAGGAUAGACCUGGUGGGGUACAAUCUGAUGGACAGGGAGAUAUGGGACAAAGGCCUUCCAAACCUGUGCAAAUCCCUGUCAAUCAGGUGAGCGUAGUCUCUAAUCAGCCAGGGGCUGUGCGAGGAAGGAGUCCAGUACGGGACACUUCUCCAUUGCGAAAGACAACCCAGUCCAUGACUGUCUCUCAGUCUUCAUCUGAUGGAAGUGUGAGUGGGUCCCAACCUCACCUGGACUUUUUGGGGCAAGAAAUGGCAGACCUCCAACAAGUUCUUAUUUCCAUGGCAUCAGGUGAAAGUAGUGCAUAUUCUGUAAAUUUGUGUAGUUCAUAUCCUCCGUCUGUUCAUUCCUCGCCACUACAUCAGUAUGCUGCUACAGGAAAUGUUACUCAGCUUUCUGCACUCAUCUCCACCUCAUCAUCCCAUGAUGUUAACCAACCUCUGCUGGACGGAACCUCAGCACUGCAUGCUGCUGUUCAGGGUGGACAUGAAGAGUGUGUAAGGAUAUUACUAGAAUCGGAAGGAAACCCAAACUCUCUAAGAGAGGAUCUCAUCACACCUAUUCACAUUGCUGCAGGAGAGGGUCAUUACAGCUGCUUGAAAUUGCUGAUUGAGCACAAUGGUGAUGUACACAGGACUGACCAGGCUAAAUGGACUCCACUUCAUUGGGCUGCUACUAAUGGAUAUGAAGAUUGCUGUAGGCUUCUGCUGGACUCAGGAGCCAAAAUUGACCAAACAACAGAUGAGAACUGGACUCCAUUACACACAGCAGUGAAUUCAGGCCGUGUGAACACGCUAAAACUGCUGCUAAAAUAUGUGGGGACGGGACCAUCUAUAAAAGACCACAGUGCUGAUAAGGAGUUUUCUGAGUCAUCUUACAACCUGGCCAAUCUGGUAGACAAAGAUGGUUGGACUAUCGCUCAUCUGGCUGCACUGAGACACAAAGAGGAUUGCCUUCAAGUGAUAUUGGAGAGAUGCCCUAUAGAUCUUGACAUGGGAGAUAACUGGGGUAGAACAGUAUAUGAUGUCGCCUCUGCUGCAUGCAAAGAAUUUCUGGCACAAAUAGCCACCCCUAAUUCAAGGAGUUGUACAGUGUCCAUCAGCAUGAUGCCUUUGCCAGGCACAGAAGACACAUCCAUCCAGGUGGCCAGGAAAGAAACUGAGGUUAUUGUUGGCACCUUCCACAUCAGGCCAAGUACCACCUGGCAGCACUUGGAGGAUUGUGUUAGAAGUUUGUUGUCGAACUACUUUAAGAAGCUAGAACUUGGCCUGAAGACGAGGAAGACAUCUCGUUUGGAGCCAGAUGCCAACUAUAUUGACUGUCCACCCCAGCCAUUCACAUUAGGCUUGUCACCGGGCUCUGUCAAGCAAUUCAGUAUAGGCCUGUACUGCUGGACUGCUGGGGCUGUGUUUGAUCUGAUGCCAUAUGAAAUAAUGUGCAAUAAUAACUCCUACCAAAUACAAGUUCAUCUUGGUGAUGGAGAUGGUGCCCAUGAUCAUGUCAGCUUUGAAACUCUUGUCCCAGUGGCCAUGGUACAGAAUUACUUACGAUUGAUCGAGCAGUAUAGAAGUGUUGUGUUCUAUGGCCCUGUUAGUAGUGGAAAGUCUCUCCUGGCUGACAGACUGGCUAACUGUGUCAAGAGAAAAGAAGUUGCUCAAGGUCACAUGCCAGAAGUGAUACAGGUUACAUGUACAGAAAGUUUCACUCCAAAGGACCUGGUAACUGUUCUCGUUGAAAAAGGCUGUAUAGUUAAUGGCAAAUCCUCAUCAGCUGAUAUGAACGUCAAAUCUGGGGAAGUCAGGGCACCAAUCCUAGUGUUGAAUGAACUUGAUAAGGUGAACAUCUCGGAGGUGUUUGGGGAUCUGCUUGACUGUCUGGAGCAUAGAGGGGAAAACUUUGCCUUUAAGUUGAAAGGAUACGAGGACCCAGAGGCAGGCUUGUUCCACUUUGUUGAUAACUUUUACCUAAUAGCUACCAUGGAUAGAACAAGAUCUACAGGCCUCGAGCUCUCUGUACAGCAGCGAUUUCGCUGGGUGCAUUUCCGUGUGGACACGGAGCCUAUCCAGCAUCUCUUAGCGAGACACCUCCAAAGGCGCCUCAUUCAUACCUACAAGGGGAGCCAACCCCUGCUGGAUGACCCUGUGUACAAGGCUGUGGAAUGGGUGGUGUGCGUCUGGCAGAGGCUGAAUGAUGGCCUCUCCAAACUGGGUCUUCCAGAAGUGGCAUUUGGCCCUGGUCUAUUUUUCAACUGUCCCAUGUUACCCAACAGACCUUAUGACACAUUGAACUGGCUACGAGAUGUUUGGAACACAAGGAUUGCUCCAGUAGUGACCGAUGCUGUGGUCAAGGGGACAGGUGCCGAGGCUUCUCAUGGUGGUCAGCAGAAGGUGGCUAACACUGCCCUCUAUGUCCUUAUGCAGAGAUCUGUAGUCUCUGGCUGUCCAAUUACAGGAUCAGAGCGAGAGAAAUACCUGUCCACAUUCCAGGGGAGUAAUGAACUAGAUAUUCCUAUCCGAACUCGGUCACAUUCCAACCUAGACUCGUUCCUUUCUCCCAAUGCACCUCUGUCUCCAACUGUCCAGCUCAAAUGUAUUCUUGGUAUGCCUUCAGCAGAGGAAGGAAAAAAGCGACAUAGUUCAUUACAAGCUGGUUCUCAGCAGCAUGAUGCAUGUUCCCCAGAGCAGUCAAACUGGGAGCUGCCCCAUAAAACCCCCAGUUCACGAUUAACUAGUGGUAAAUCGGUCUCAGACACAGAUUUGACAGCCUCCUUACCAAAGGUUCGAAGACUUGAGAUUAGGACCCCAAACCUGCUGAGUCCAGGUUCUGUGGUAUCCAGGAGUCGCAGCAGUUCCGGAAGCACUAUACCUCGAUACAGCUCUUUACCAGUGAAACUGCCAAGUGGCUCUGGCGGCAAGACGCCAUCUCCAGGAGAGGGAUCAUCAAGUUUAAACAGAGGUAGCUUCAAGUUUCCAUCAACAUCAACUCCAACAGCUUUCUCGUUUUCAAACAUUUCCACUUCUCCUACAUUCACCACCAAGCUUCCUCGAGCUGUUACAGUGUUCAAAACCACGCUGUCUAGUGUUGGUCAGAAUGGUGGCAAGGCACCAGGAUGCCAGCCCAGCCAGUUCUCUGGCAAAGAUAUUUUUGCUAAAGGACAUUCUUCAGGAUCAAGAAAUAAGGAUGACCUUCUUGGUGUUGCAAAAGCCUCCCCAAGAUUAAGCAGUCCAAGGCGCUAUAGUCCGAAAAACAGCUCAAAUAGUCCAAUUAUUGCAGCACAGAUACCUUUAAAAGUAGGACAUGAUGCUGAAAAGGAAACAAAUGCUGAAACAGGUGCUGAAAGAAUGGAUAGUUCAACAGAACCUCCCAAUCCGAAAAGUCCCAAAAGGGAUAAUUCAUUUGCAAUGCCUUUACAUGUAGAAACCUGCUCCCUCCCAAUGUGUGAACCAAGAACUAGCCCCUUCAGAAUUAUUGAACCCAGCCCUACUGUUAUUCCCAAGGAUUGGUCACAGCCUGACAAUGAUCUUAAAACAUUGGACAGAGGCGAAUGGUCACACUAUCAGACAUCGACAAAUAUACUCAAUGGUCCUGUAGCUGUGUUAAGAUCCAGUCCGAGUCCUGUUGUGUCACCAGGACCACAUAGUGCUAGAGUCUUUCUUUUAAGUGGUCACAAAACUGUUGCUGAUAAUACUAACUUACCACAGAGUCAACAUUCACCAGACGAGAAGGAUGCUCGGGUCGAGUCCACACAAGCUGAUCUGGCUGACGUCGGAAAUGGUUCUGUAAAGGGUCACAGAACUGCAUAUUUACGUUCAGAUGUUAUAGCUGUUGAUAGGGCUACAGGGGAGACAAAUUCAGCCAGUCUAAUUAAAACAGAUCCUGGAACAGACUUGGAAUUUUCACCGGGGAGAUCUGAGGGCAAGUCAGCAAUGGAGGCAUUAGCUAAGGUUCUUCAAGGUGAAGAACGGGUUUCACUGUGUUAGCAGUAAUACAGUGAAAGUCUACUACUGGUAGUGACCAUAUAGAACUUCUAUGUCUUCUGAUACAUCGGUCAUUAUCUAAAAUCUAAACUCCUAAUACACUUUUGAACAACUGGGCCCUCACCACUGUCUUAUAGUGUUGCCAAUACAUGUAGUGACUGUUAUGUCACCCGUCCAAAUGAUAGCCAAUGAACAAUAUUAUAUGACUAAAUCUUCAUGCAUUCUUGCACCAUUGUUCCACAUUGUAUUCUUGCAACUGUUGUAUUUUACAGAUCUAUGCCUUGUUACCUUCCCUCUUUCAUGUGAUACACUGUGAAUUGAGACAAGUGUGUAAAUGGUAUGCAAUGUAAAUAAAAGUAUUACACACAUUGUGCUCUACUUUUGGUAUGACAGUCUUGUGGUCUCGCUUCGUGCUGAAGUCUGAAGAUUAAAGGACUGUUACAUGAACAUGUAGUGUAUGGAAAUCUCUGAUGGUGGAUCACAUCUUUAGACAGAUUAUAUGAAAAUGUGUCUCUUGCCAGUUCAUUAAGUUUUUUUUUUAUUUUGUCAAAGUUGACCAUAUUGCAUGUGUGUCUGGAAGCUGUUCUAGUAAAGAAGUGAAGGGAUGAAACUUAGGUGUGGUAAUAUUCCUCAGUGAUUACUGGUGUGUGAAUUAGAACAUGUUUGUGAUAAUCAUUUAACAAAUGCUGUUAUGUAGAUUUCAAGUAAGAUAACAGGGAAUUUAUAAUCUUGCUCUUAAGCACUUUUCAGUUAUUGAGGAAUUUAUCCUGUGUGCAUUUAUAAAAUGGUGAAAUCACUCGUCAUUCUCAUAUAUCACUGAUGAUCCAUGCAUAAGUGUGUUAUGUCUUUAGUAUCCAUGUACAUGUAAGGGAUGUACUGCUAUGAAGUUGUACAAAGUAUUCAUGAAAUGUCAUUGCCUACCAAGUGCUCUGUACCUAUAUCCAAGAGGAUAAUAAAUUUAAUUGGAUACACCAUUAUGUCAUACCACAUUUGUACAGGGGUAUUCUCUACUACAUGGACAGUACACUGGAUGUACUUUUCCUUUGAAGGAAUUCUGUCUCAUCUAUACAUGUGUAUGUACUUGUAAGGAUGUAGAGGAUAAUGCGUAAGUUUCACUGGUCUCCACUUUGCAUAUUUUGCAAUUUCCAAACGCAUGGGUGCUAAUUGCUAUUAAUCUUGGAUUUAUGCAUAUGAGAUGCAUAAGAAGGUUCUUUUAUUCUUGGUGUUUUUUUUCUUGUAGUGAAAUGGAGAUAUUGUAAGUUUGCUUGAAAGUGUUUGUGAUAAUGAUAUAAGGAUAACAUAUCUUUGGGUUAUUUAUUUAUGUAUUCAUAUUGCAGCACAAAUUAAGAGCCAUUUUUAUACAAAAUAUUGUGUAAUUUGUGGGUUGUUUUUAAUACAUCAGCUUUAGUUGUAUAAGUAUGAAUGUACAUGAAAGUUUUUCUUUAAUGCUUUUAGACAAGGCAUGGGAUUUAGGUUGUAGUGCUUUUUUGUUAUUGGUCCAUUUUAAAGUUUUUGUUCUGUUUUUGUGAUAUAUGUGUAUAUAACAAGAUACGUGUAAUCGAGAAAUUGACCAUUGUAUGCAAUGUGUGUUUUUGUUUGCUUCUUGCUACAUGAAAAGCUGUGGAUGUGUGAGGUGCAUUAUUAUAUUAAAUAAUUAUGAAGAUAAUCUAAGCCCAGAAGUGUAAUAGAUAAGCAAUACUGUUUAGAAUACGUAUUAGAACAAUUUGUGAAAACAUACUUUUCCCUAACCCCUUGCAUCAGAAUAGAUGAUUAUUCCCAAUUGUUUACAACAUACCUCAGCCAAGGCAUAUACCACCCAUUUAUUGAAAUUUCUCAUAUUUGUAACUCAUGAUUUACUUCCCACUUCAAUAAUGUGUCCAAUUUUUAAAAUUUUUUUCAGCAGAUACAAUUUUCAUAUCAGAUGGGUGGUAAUAUUUUACUGUUGCUCUCAUCAUCAGUCUACAUGAACAUAUAAUUUAAUGUAGACCAAAGCUACGUGUACAAUUCCAAAAAGUAGAGAUCGCUGAUUGUUAGUUUCUGUGUUUCAAUUUCUUAAAUAAACAAUCAGAAAUGUACUGUUUUGUAAGGAACAAUAAUGCAGGUCUGGUUAAGUUUUUUUAAAACAAUUGCUUUUUUAUUAUAGAUUUUCAACAGUGAAGUCUUGAACUGUUGUCAUAGUAGAUUAAGGUGAAUUGAUUUGUAGAAGUGAUAAAUUAGGAAAAUCUUAUUAGACUAAUCCACUCGAUGGACGGAUAAAAAUUUCCAGCAGGUUCGUGUCUGUUGAAGGAUUUAUCUCAAAAUAUCUCUUUGUAUGUGAAAACUUAUACUGCACAUUAACGCGUAUUUUCCUGCGGAAUGGGUACUCGGGUCCAAGCUGCUGUGGCCAUUGUUCUCUUGCGCGACACAGGUAAUACAUCAGUUUGUUUGCAAAAGGUCAGCGGAACGUCAGGCAAGAACAAUAGAGUACAAAUCUUUUUCGGGCAGGAAAGAUUCCCAGUUUUGUUGAGGUGUGUGGAUAAAGACCUGAUAAUGGAAUCAACUAUACACUGUAUUUGUAUGAUGUGUCCGAUAUAGUAAGACAUUUAGUACAUGCUUUGUGUUCAGAUUCUUAAUUUUUGAUGUGUCUCAAAAGGAUUGAUUAUACAUUACUUGUAAA
Messenger RNA from Liolophura sinensis, 8333 nucleotides. RefSeq names its product cortactin-binding protein 2-like. Bases 200 to 5680 code for a protein of 1826 amino acids. The transcript is spliced from 22 exons. Lineage: Eukaryota; Metazoa; Mollusca; Polyplacophora; Chitonida; Chitonidae. The record is from RefSeq and is a predicted model, not a curated record. Gene Ontology annotation, molecular function: ATP hydrolysis activity; protein binding; ATP binding.